AUGAAGUCCCUCACUUUAGCCGCAAACCUGCUUUUGGUGGCCAGUGCCGCCUUGGCAUCUCCUCUUGCUGCUCGCAAGCAGGCGGCUAUGGAUGCUAUCCGUGCUAGGAAUGCUGCUCGUCGCUCCAAUAGAUUCCAAGCCAGCUCUUCCAGUCAUGUCAAUGGCACUGCUGACGUGGAGUCUACGAACUGGGCCGGCGCCGCUAUCACAACAUCAGGCAUUACUGAAGUUACUGGUACCUUCACGGUACCGAAGCCUAGCCCCCCAUCUGGUGGAAAUUCUGGCACUGAAUACUGUGGUGCUGCAUGGGUAGGAAUUGAUGGUUACUCUGAUGCGGAUCUCAUCCAGACUGGUGUCCUCUGGUGCGUCCAAAAUGGCCAGUACCUGUACGAGGCUUGGUAUGAGUACCUCCCCGCUUCGUUGAUCGCAUACUCGGGGAUUUCUGUAACUGCCGGAUCGGUUGUUACCGUUACUGCCACCAAGACUGGCAGCAACAGUGGAGUCACGACAUUGACGAGCGGCGGAAAGACUGUUUCUCACACUUUUACAAACCAAGGUUCACCCUUGCCUGGUACAAGCGCUGAGUGGAUUGUCGAGGACUUUACCUCUGGCAGCUCAUUAGUUCCAUUCGCCAACUUUGGAUCUGUUACCUUCACGGGAUCAAGCGCUAUCAUUAACGGAGCAACUGUCACACCAGGCAGCGGGUCUUCGACAAUUAUUGAUCUGGAAAACUCAAGCGGAAAGAUCAUCACAUCAACAACAGUCUCUGGCGGCUCGGUGACUGUCAACUAUGAAUAA
This is a messenger RNA of Trichoderma asperellum CBS 433.97, 798 nucleotides long. RefSeq lists its product as uncharacterized. Lineage: Eukaryota; Fungi; Ascomycota; Sordariomycetes; Hypocreales; Hypocreaceae. Gene Ontology annotation, molecular function: glutamic-type endopeptidase activity. The record is from RefSeq and is a predicted model, not a curated record. Gene Ontology annotation, biological process: proteolysis.